Messenger RNA from Helianthus annuus (common sunflower), 1252 nucleotides. Its product is annotated as uracil phosphoribosyltransferase. NCBI's taxonomy places the organism in Eukaryota, Viridiplantae, Streptophyta, Magnoliopsida, Asterales, Asteraceae. Bases 70 to 897 code for a protein of 275 amino acids. The transcript is spliced from 12 exons. Gene Ontology annotation, molecular function: uracil phosphoribosyltransferase activity. Gene Ontology annotation, biological process: uracil salvage. The record is from RefSeq and is a predicted model, not a curated record.
UUCGGAGACACAUGUUCCAUCAGCAUGAGUAUCCAGAAUCCAAUCCUGUAACCAAAAAUUCAUUAUUUGAUGAUGGCAUCCUCACCCAUUUCAUCCACCCACCACCACCACCACCACCCUCCGGCACCUCCUUUUCUCCACAUUCUCUCACUUUCCCUUCAUAAUAAUAAGUUUUCUUGCUUUAAUAAGACGCACAAACAGCGUACCAGCAUCAUAUUGCAAGCUACUGCUGAAAAAAAAUCGGUUCUUGAUAAUAGAAUGCUGGUGUUUGUGCCUCCUCAUCCUUUGAUUAAACACUGGGUUUCAGUGCUCAGAAAUGAGCAAACACCAUGCCCGAUUUUUAAGAGCGCCAUGGCUGAGUUGGGAAGGUUGCUUAUGUAUGAAGCAUCAAGGGAUUGGCUGCCUACAGUUUCAGGGGAGAUUCAGUCGCCACUCGGGGUUGCUUCAGUAGAAUUUAUCGAUCCACGAGAACCUGUAGCGGUUGUUCCCAUCCUAAGGGCUGGUCUUGCUCUUGCAGAGCAUGCAUCGUCCAUCUUGCCAGCAACCAACACAUACCACCUAGGUGUUAGCAGAGACGAGGAGACUCUUCAACCAACGGUAUAUUUGAACAAGUUACCUGAAAAGUUUUCCGAAGGAACUCGAGUGUUCGUUGUAGAUCCUAUGUUAGCAACAGGUGGCACUAUAGUUACAGCCAUUGACAUGAUAAAGGAACGCGGAGUUGACAACCAAAAUAUCAAAGUGGUAUCCGCUGUGGCAUGCCCUCCGGCACUCUCAAAACUGAGUGAGAAGUAUCCCGGGCUUCAUGUAUAUGCUGGAAUUAUUGAUCCAACUCUUACCGAUAAAGGGAUGAUUAUCCCUGGACUUGGAGAUGCGGGAGACCGAAGCUACGGUACAUAAAACCGAACCAAACGGGAUACGAUUUAAAGCUUUUCGGCACAAAUUUUGCUGAAAAUGUUGAUGUUGUGGAGUCUUUUCCAUCUGAGUGUUGGUUAUCGCGUGUCAGUGGUCGAGUACUUGUUUCUGUCAUCUAGUUUCUAAGCCUUCGCUCUGUGUUUGUUCGGUUAUAAAGUUAUUUAGAUGAGCUUUCUUUCUUAAGGGGCUGUUUGGAUUGCUUCUUAGAACUGUUGAUUUUUUAUGUUUUUGGUCAUUCUUAAGUAUCUAAACGGGGUUGAGAGAAAUAUCAAAGAAACGCUUUGGUAUACAGUUUAGGUCUUCAAUCGACUCCCAAUUAAUCGGCUUUAUAUUAUGAUUA